Messenger RNA from Phaethon lepturus (White-tailed tropicbird), 1022 nucleotides. Its product is annotated as arf-GAP with Rho-GAP domain, ANK repeat and PH domain-containing protein 2-like. The record is from RefSeq and is a predicted model, not a curated record. Gene Ontology annotation, biological process: positive regulation of GTPase activity; signal transduction. Lineage: Eukaryota; Metazoa; Chordata; Aves; Phaethontiformes; Phaethontidae. Gene Ontology annotation, molecular function: phosphatidylinositol-3,4,5-trisphosphate binding; GTPase activator activity. The transcript has 8 exons. The annotation marks the transcript as partial.
AACCCUAUACAUCCAUGGCCAUACAAAGCUGGAUUUCAUGGUCUGGCAUACUGCAAUUGAAAAAGCAGCAGGUACAGAUGGUAAUGCAUUACAAGAUCAGCAGCUCAGCAAAAAUGAUGUUCCUAUUAUAGUGAACAGCUGUAUAGCAUUUGUUACACAGUAUGGUUUAGGUAGCAAGCAGAUCUACCUUAAGAAUGGCAAUUCCUCCAAUGUGGCUGAACUGCUGGAAAGCUUCAAAAAAGAUGCGAGGAGUGUUAAACUAAGAGCAGGAAAACAUCAGCUUGAAGAUGUGACUGAUGUAUUGAAAAGUUUUCUUUCGCAAAUAGAUGAUGCGCUUCUCACUAAAGAACUUUAUCCAUUCUGGAUCUCUGCAUUAGAUACACAGAAUGAAAAGGAACGGGUGAGGAAGUAUGGAGCUUUUAUUCGGACGCUUCCACCAGUCAAUAGGGCAACUUUGGCUGCUUUAAUUGAACAUCUUUACAGGGUGCAGAAGUGUUCUGAAAUCAAUCAUAUGAACCCUCACAAUCUAGCCAUGGUCUUUUCCUCAUGCUUAUUUCAAACUAAAGGCCAAACUAGUGAAGAAGUCAAUGUAAUUGAAGAUCUAAUUAAAAAUUAUGUACAAAUUUUUGAUGUAAAUGAAGACCAGGUUAAACAAAUGGAUAUAGAGAACAGCUUUAUUACCAGGUGGAAAGACACUCAGGUUUCUCAGGCUGGAGAUUUGCUUAUUGAAGCUUACGUGGAAAGAAAGGAGCCAGACUGUAGUAUUAUAAUCAGGGUAUCACCUUUGAUGGAAGCAGAAGAAUUAACUAAUGAUGUUUUAGGAAUCAAGAACAUUAUUCCCAACAAAGAUGAUAUCUGGGCUGCUUUUGAAGUACUUGAAAAUGGAGAACUGGAGCGUCCUCUGCAUUAUACAGAGAAUGUACUAGAACAAGUUCUUCACUGGAGUUCACUACCAGAGCCUGGCACUGCAUAUCUGAUAAUAAAGAGAUUUCUAACAGCAGACAUGCUAAAACACUAUAGUG